AUGAGUAGGGUAGGGUACAAUGUAAAUUUGUCUGCGGGUAGAGUAGGGUACGAGUUUAGGAACCGUCGAUUCACAUACUUUCAGCACGAACUGGCUAACUCUCAGGGAGCGUUGUUGGUGGAAGCUGCUGACUCCAGCAACAUUAAGCUGGUCCGAGCACUUUAUGACGCCCUAAGCGCGCGUGACUCCCACGCGGUUCUCAAGCUCGUGGCCUCAGACCUCGAGUGGUGGUUCCAUGGUCCACCCUCCUGCCAGUUCUUGAAGCUCCUGCUCACCGGAGAAUCCUCCUCUUCCUCCUCCGCUUCCACCGCCGCUGAUUCAUUCGAGUUCGUUCCGCUUUCAGUCGUAUCCUUCGGCAGCACCGUUAUCGCCGAGGGCUGCGACACCGCGCGCUCCGUCGUUUGGGUCCACGCCUGGACUGUCACGGAUGGGAUAAUUACUCAGGUCAGGGAGUACUUCAACACUUCCUUGACCGUUACCAAGAUCGGAGAUUCUGAUUCUGAUUCCGAUUCUGAGAUUAUUCCGGCGAGUUCUGACUCUGGCAACUUUCCUUGCGUCUGGCAGAGCAGCCUCUCCGGUCUCGCCGGAAAAUCGGUCCCCGGUCUUGUCCUGGCAAUAUAAGAAGGGAAACACAAUAUUUAAAAAUAAAUAAAUAAUAAAAUUGUGAAAAAUAUUAAAAAUAAAAGUGGUUGUGCACGUGGCGGUUGGCGACUCUGUUUCACGGGGGGGCAUUGAUCGUGGUGCUUUACCUUGAAGCCAUAGAGAUGUAAGACCCUGUUUGGUGCAGUGUGGGAUUUGGUAUUGCUCCCAUUUUUUCCCUUUUAAUUAUUAUUAUUUUUAAUUACUAUUUUAAGUUCUGGGGGAGUGUGAUUUGCGUGGAGCCAUAACCAUUAAGGGUGUAUUUUGGUUUUGGUAUCCUAGUGUGUUACUUUUAUAUGAUGUGGUUUGAUAAUGAUGCAUUAAGAAUAUAUAAGAAUAUUUGUUUUAAGA
Molecule: messenger RNA, 990 nt
Organism: Arachis ipaensis
Lineage: Eukaryota; Viridiplantae; Streptophyta; Magnoliopsida; Fabales; Fabaceae
Gene: SAG20
Product: senescence associated gene 20
Source: RefSeq, a predicted model, not a curated record